GCAGUUCAGUGAGUGUGUAGCAGCAGAGUGAUCACUCCGUGUGUGAGAGUGAGUGUGUGUAAGUGUGUGUGUUUUAGUUAGUUAGUAAGUGUGUGUUUUACUGUGUUUUAGUGUGUGUGUUUACCGGUACCGGUCAUGGCUGAGGUAGGCUCUCCGCGCCGGUAUCACUUCGUCGUGUUCGGGGCCUCCGGCUUCACCGGCCGCUACGUGCUGGAGGAGGCGGCGCGCUGCGCGGCGGAGGCCCGGGAGGAGCUGCGCUGGGCGGCCGCGGGCAGGAGCAGAGCCCGCCUGGAGACCGCGAUCAGCCAGGCCGCCGAGAGUCUCGGUAAGCCGGAGCUGCAGACGGAGGUGGAUAUAAUCGUGGCGGAUGUGGACGAUGCGGAGUCGUUGGCGGUGAUGUGUAAACAGGCGGUGAUUGUUCUGAACUGUGUGGGUCCGUACAGGUUCUUUGGAGAGCCGGUGGUCAAGGCCUGUGUGGAGAACGGGGCGCACUGUGUGGACGUCAGUGGAGAACCUCAGUUUCUGGAGGGUAUGCAGUUGAAGUAUGAUGGUGAGGCGGGGGAGAAGGGGGUGUAUAUAGUGGGAAGCUGUGGAUUCGACUCCAUUCCAGCAGAUCUGGGAAUCCUGUUCACCAGAGACCAGUUUAAAGGCACUCUUACAUCGGUGGAAAGUUUUCUGACGGCGAGUGCAGGACCCGAGGGUGCGUGUAUUCACGAGGGGACGUGGCAGUCUCUGGUGUACGGUCUGUCGGACAGCGGGACGCUCCGCAGCCUGAGGAAGAAGUUCGGCCAUAAACCACUUCCUGUUGUCGGAGCCAAAAUCAAACGCAGGAGUGCUCUGUUCUACAGUAAUGAGAUCCAGCAGUACUCGGUUCCCUUCAUGGGAGCUGAUCCAGCCGUGGUGAAGAGAACCCAGAGGUUCCUGCAUGAGGAGCUCCAGGAGAACCCGGUUCAGUACGGGGCGUACGUCGGAGUGGGCGGAGUCUCCUCCGUGGUGAAGCUGCUAUUCGCUGGUCUGAUGUUCUGGAUUCUGGUUCAGUUCAGUUUUGGGAGGAAUCUUCUGAUUAAGUUUCCACGUUUUUUCUCUUUUGGAUAUUUCUCCAAGGAGGGACCAACCCAAAAACAGAUGGAGGGCUCUUCGUUCAGGUUUGGGUUUUAUGGAGAAGGCUACACUGAAGGUCAGGAUCCGUCUGAGGGGAAACCCAACGCCAAGAUCCGCACCCUCGUCCAGGGACCAGAGGCGGCGUACGUGGCUACACCCAUAGCGAUGGUUCAGGCAGCGUUCACCAUCCUGAACGAACUGGAUUCACUCCCUAAAAAGGGUGGAGUCUACACUCCCGGCGCCGCCUUCGCCAAGACCACCCUCAUCGACCGUCUCAACAAACACGGCAUCCAGUUCUCCGUGCUGUAGACCCGGCCGACCGCAGCCGGACUCCGAGCGGAGCGGCGCCACAGCCCGUCCAUUUAUUCUCAGAGACACGGGGACACGCCUACAUACCCUAACGCCCUGGAUACACUACAUGUAAGAGAGGGGUAAAUUCAGCAUAUAGAGCUGUUAGAGCCGAGCGAUAUGCUUUAAAUAUAAUAAAAAUAUAUAUAUCACACUACUAAGACAGCUUUACAAACCAUAAUAUUACGAUAUAGAUUUUUCAUUAUUUUUAUAUAAUUAUUAAUAAUUGUAGGUAAUCAAGUUUGCAAAUCAAAAGUGCAAUUCUUAAUGGACGUCAGAGUAAAAAGAUUUUAUUCCAGGUACUUUUGGAAUAAUAUACAGCACAACGUUCAGAUUAUAUUAUAUUAAAAAUCUUAUUUAAAGGAAAAUGCCAUUGUUUUGGAGUUAGCUAUUAACAUUUUUCAACUCCUGUUAUUAAUGCACCAAAUCUAAUUUAUUUGUCUUAAAAUUACCAAAAAGACGCUUUUUGUGUUCGUCUAAAUACGUGACAAUAUAAAAGAACAAUGGCAUUUUUUAUGAAAAGCAAGAUUCAGAUUAUAUUAUGCUAAAACAAAACAAAACACAAGUUGUUCUUUAUAUUGUUCCCUAAUUUUAAGAUGAAUGGACCAAUAGAAAUGCUUCUAAAAUACCAAAGAAUAAAAUCUGUUAUUUUUUUUUUAUUGAUGUCCAUUAGCUAUUACACUAAUAACAGUAAUGAAGCUUAAAAACAGCAAAAAAAACUCAUAUAAACUAAAUUAGACUGUUUCUAAUAAUAUACAGCUCAGUGGUACUUUACGACAAUGCAAUUAAUUUUUAAGUCGUUUUAAAAUUAAAAGCUUAAAAUAAAAUGUAAACUAGGGGGCACUAGAAACAUCAUUAGUACAGAUACACCUGACCUAUAGGGAGUAAAACACACUGUUUAAAGCUCUAUCUGGACGAGAUUAGUAUCUCAGGGGUUCGUCUGUGAAAAACAGUGAUAAAACUCCUGCAUCCGAACUGCAAUCGUAAAAACUGGAGGAUCAGUGAGUUUUUAGUUUUUCUCGGUCACAUGACAUCACAGCGUUCAGUAGCUCCUCCAUUUCCACUCUCUGCUGUUGCGCCCCCAAAGUGUAAUUACGGUGCCCGGCAGUGGACAAAUAUCUAAAUAAAAACAGUAGAUAAUUCAGCCUGUAAUUUUUUCAGAGGACGUCUGAGAAAAACACCUACAUGAUCGUUCUGGACGGGAAUAAAAUCACAGAGGAUAAAAAAAACAAAAAAAAAAACAAAAGAGAAAAUUACCCAGAACCCCCUGAGAUACUAAGUUUAAGUGAUUCAGUUUAUCAUUAAUUUAGCGUAAUUAGUGCGAUCACCUGGUCUGAUCAGGAGGUGUUUAGUGUAUCCUGGUCUAUAAGCUGGUUUAUAUAACGCUGUGUUUAUAUAACCUGAACUGUUGCUUCUGUUUGCACCGAUCUGCACGACUGCUCCUCUUAUUUUUGCACUAAAACACUAAACGCUGCAGAUCUCAGAGAGCUGAAUUAAUCAGAGUAAAUUGGUGUUUUUGUAAGUGAAUCUUGUAUAAAUGGUGUAUUUUGAUAUGAUUUAGUGCAAAUUUACUCUGAGUCUGAGUAAGAGAAUGAGCAGCAUGUUCUGAUUGUUUAAAUAAAAAACUAAAUAAAUCUGGA
Astyanax mexicanus (Mexican tetra) is the source of this 3089-nucleotide messenger RNA. It is a transcript of the gene sccpdha.1, whose product is annotated as saccharopine dehydrogenase a, tandem duplicate 1. NCBI's taxonomy places the organism in Eukaryota, Metazoa, Chordata, Actinopteri, Characiformes, Acestrorhamphidae. The coding region runs from base 136 to 1410 and encodes 424 amino acids. The record is from RefSeq and is a predicted model, not a curated record. Gene Ontology annotation, biological process: glycolipid biosynthetic process. The transcript has 12 exons. Gene Ontology annotation, cellular component: mitochondrion; lipid droplet; plasma membrane.